CAGAAGCUUUGCACUACAUGUACUUUUUAGAAGUCCAUAAAUGAAAUACAAAUUAUAUAGUUACUACAGCGCACGAGAAUAUGAAUGUUGGAAUGGCUACACAAAAAAAGGGGAAAAGUAUGACGAAAAAGGAAUUUGUGGCAUUCCGCGCUCAAUACGAGCCACGGGUGAAGAAACUAGAGCAUGAUGUCUUCGAGUGGCUCCGCUCCCUGGACAAGGACAGGGAAAUCGUAAAGGUGAAAUCGGAACACAACAACGGCAAUGGAAACACGGAAAAAAAAAUGGUCAUGUCCUGGCAGUAUGAUAUGAAGGAGUUUUCAUUUGAGGAGAUUACCCUUUAUCACGAGGGUAGCUCCUUGCAUCUACGUGCGUACCACAAGUCUGGUGGAAAGUCCAUCAAAGUGAAGAAUGAAAUUGUUCUCCCCGAGCACGUUGACGAAUCGAAAAUAUCCAGCAAACUGUCAUCCAGUGGCAUUCUGACUAUUUCUGUGGCUCUCAAAACCGAUAUUCCUGAAGAAAAGAAUCGUUAAAUAUUUAUAUAUACAUUUUCUAGACUCGCUACUUCGAUGUUUGUUCAAUACAUGUUUCACCUGAGGAACCAAUUUAUAUGCAAGUUUUUAGUAUUGUUUAUUAUUUAUUAA
This is a messenger RNA of Drosophila obscura, 641 nucleotides long. RefSeq lists its product as uncharacterized. The transcript has a single exon. NCBI's taxonomy places the organism in Eukaryota, Metazoa, Arthropoda, Insecta, Diptera, Drosophilidae. The coding region runs from base 81 to 530 and encodes 149 amino acids. The record is from RefSeq and is a predicted model, not a curated record.